AUCGUCAGUUCUUAGAUGAAAUGAAGAAUAUUUCAACAUGAGAUAAACAAGAGAAGAAAUUAAGUCAAUUUCUAAUCUUAUUAUACACAAAAAAGUUAUUGUACUCUUUCAAUGUCGACCUUAUUCUUAAAAAGAAUCAACUUCAUGAGUAUUGUUAGUUAAUAAGAUUGGAUAUAUUCAGAUCAAAUUAAAACUUUCAGUUGCUAACUAACAAAUUUACAAAAUAGGCUAUUUGUUGGUGUGUCUAGACUAAGAUAUUCGAAUUUUAAGGUAUUUACAAUGUAUAUAACCUACUCACAAAUUAAAAUUUCAGCAGAUUUUUUUUUCGUCAUUUUUAGACAGAGCUUGUCGAAUUUCGUGAGGGUUAUGGGAGGAUGUGGGUGUCGAUAUGACUAAAUAGAAGACACGUAUCCACAUCUACCAUUCGAAAUUUGUCAUUUUAUUUUCGACGAGUCAACUCUCAUAACUAAAAAUGAUUUAUUUGACUGUUGUUUUUUUUUCGUUUUACUUCUAGGCAUCGGAAUCGAUUUGUAUUGGCCAAUAAAUACCUUGUGCUUUUUCUUAGUAACUCUAUGAUUCAUUUACAAACAUUGUGAUUUCGGAGACCAGAUAAUUUUUCUUGGACAUCUUGUAAGUGUAUUUUAAAUGAAAAAUUUAUUAGAACAAAUUAUUUAAAUCUUAUUCAUGGAGCUUCGAAAAAAAACGAAGAUAAAUAAUUCUUGCAUAGAAUUAUUCGCUUGCUUGUUAAAACAUACCAAAAAUCAAAAAAAACAAAGCAAUUUUUCAUUUGAAAAGGUCGAUCAGGUUUGCAUCAGUUUUGCUGCCAUAUUACCAUUGUCACCUUCUUUAUUAAUUAGACACAUGAUAUAUAUUUUCCAUGGAUUCACUUUUUUGCUCAUUCAUUUUUAGUUGGAAUUAUAAUUAAAACAGUGGGUGAAAUAGCUGGUCGUGGAAUGGAUUGCAAAUGUGGUUCAGCUGAAUGUCGUCGUCGAGUUCUCAUCUUUGAUUAA
Molecule: messenger RNA, 1010 nt
Organism: Rotaria sordida
Lineage: Eukaryota; Metazoa; Rotifera; Eurotatoria; Philodinida; Philodinidae
Source: the annotation of a GenBank genome assembly